Lecanosticta acicola is the source of this 530-nucleotide messenger RNA. The record is from the annotation of a GenBank genome assembly. NCBI's taxonomy places the organism in Eukaryota, Fungi, Ascomycota, Dothideomycetes, Mycosphaerellales, Mycosphaerellaceae.
AUGUCCACUGUCUCAUUCAGCAGUAAGUACAGCAACACCCCGAUGUCUUCUUCAACGCAUACUUACGCAUCCGCCCAGUUCCGAUCCUGAGCAUCCCGCUCUACUACAUCCUCGCCGCCUUCCCUCAUGGCUGGGCCGUCGUCAAGGCCAGCAAAGGCGACUUGAAGCAGCACGAUAACCGCAACCCCAAAGCGACAUCCUAUACCGAGAAUCUCAAGAAGCGCCUGUCAGCCAGAGAAUUUGCCGCCUUUGAGCGUGCCGAAUCAUGCCAUCGCAACCAUCUUGAGAACAUGCCGCUCUUCGUCGCCACCAUCUUUGCUGGUAUUCUUGCCGAGUCCAGAGUUGGUGAAGAUGGCAUUGGUCUCAGCAAUUUCGCCGUCGGUUGGAUGUUCAUUCGAAUCUUGUAUACGGCCAACUACUUGACCACCGAAACCCGGGCAUGGAGUCACGCGCGCAGUGUUCUGUACUUCGCUGGCACCAUCUGGUCGUUCGUCAUCUUGGGCAGGGCAGCUUGGGUUCUGGGCAACUAA